Messenger RNA from Alternaria viburni, 255 nucleotides. RefSeq lists its product as uncharacterized. Lineage: Eukaryota; Fungi; Ascomycota; Dothideomycetes; Pleosporales; Pleosporaceae. The coding region runs from base 1 to 255 and encodes 84 amino acids. The record is from RefSeq and is a predicted model, not a curated record. The transcript is spliced from 3 exons.
AUGACAAGUUCUGCCAUCAAUACACUUACCAGUACGGAUGUCCUCUCGUUGGCUGAGCAAAGUGAUGAUGCCCUUGACUUCGACGAUGCUCAGUCGAUUUCUGGACGAAACAUAGACCCGAAGAAGUUGGCGAUGCUUCUAAGGGUCAAGUUUGGCGCUGGAGCCUACGAUAUCCACAUAAUGCAGAACUCGUAUUGUAUCAUCGCUCCGCGAAAGUUGUCAACAGGAGAGAUAGCGAAGUGUCGGAAACGUUAG